UCCACAACCACGAUCCAAUCCUCCGCGGAUUCUCGCACUGGAUGUCGCCACAACGCAUCUGACGGCGGCAUCCCCCAUUCUCCCCCAUCAACAUGGUUACCUCACUCGCCGCGGAUAAGCCCUAUCUGCCGCCCGCUGAUGCGGAUGCGAACGACCCCUUCAUCUCGCCCCCUGGACAUGCUCACCACCGCUACUCCGGCUUCGAUAACCAAUCCUUCGCCCUCGGCCCGGCUUCAUCACCCGACCAGGCCAAGCGCGUCUUGCAGGCCCACAUUGCCGAUACCGAACGGCGCCUCGACGAAGCCGGAAAGUUGGGCACCGCCCUCGUCCAACAGCGCAAGGAACUCGCCGAACGCCUCAAGGAGGUCGAAGAGCAGGAGACGGAAGGAGAACUUGCCCCCGAAUUGCGCGCUAAGCUUGCCGACAUUGAAAAGGAGUUCCAGGAUGUUGCUCGAGAGACCGCCAGGGCCUUCUUGCCCAAGCAGAGGGUCCCCAGCAAUGAAGCUGCUGGAGGCUCGCCCUACGUGCCAGACGGAAAGACGGCAAGACGCUCCAUCAGUCCCUCCAAGUUCGAGAAGCUUGAGGUCCAGGCCACUGGAUCGCCUUCCAAGCUCAGUGUCCCAAACUGCAAAGUCAGAAACCAGCCCGGUAAUCGCAUCCACGACAUCGAAUUCGCUGCCGAAAUCAGUACAUCCCUGAUCGCCCAGGUCCGCAACCUGCAAUCGCUCCUCUCCGAAAAGGACGAGGAGCUGCGCGACAUCAAGGUCGACAAGUCCAGGCUGGAAAUCGAGAACGAGAACUUCCAGCAGCGCGUCAAGGCCCUGGACGAAAGCGAGAACAAAUACAAGGACGAGAACUGGAAUCUAGAGACGCAGGUCCACGACCUGAUUGCUGCGCAAAAGGACGCUGCAGACCGAGAAAAGAAGCUGUCGCAGAGCUUGAGUGUCCUCCAGGUGGAAAAGAACUCGGUUCAGAAGGAGCUCGACGAGGCCAAGGUCUCGCUCGCCAAGCUCGCCGAGGAGCAUGAACGUGCUGUGAAGCAUCUCGAGCUGGAUCUGACCACUGCUAAGCGGAAUGCCGCCUCGGCCGAAACCGAGAGGAAUACCUUGCGACGCAAGGUCGACGACCUCAUGAGCCAAAACACGGAGCUCGCCAAGGCCGUUUCCAUCCAGCGUGGCCGUAUGUCUGAUCGCGACUUUGUCCGCGGUGUCAGUGAUGAGGACUUGGAGGCCGCCACAGACGGCUUUACUCCCGAACACUCCCCCCCGCAGUCACCCAUUAAAGGCACUCCCCGCCAUGCCAUGUUGGAGUCCGAGACCCUCAAGAGCUCUCUCUUGCAUGCCCAGCGAACGAUCCAGAGCCAGAAGACCGUCAUCCACCGCGAGAAGACCGAGAAGCUCGAGCUUAAGCGACUGCUCCAGGAUACGCGCGAUGAGCUGGAGAAGCUGCGCACCGACGCCCCACCUGUUCCUGCCCGUCGCAACCGCAAGGUUGAGUCGAGAGAAUUCAAGAAGCCUACCCGUGGCUUGCUUGGCGGCCACCGAAGCAGCAGGAAUGAAGUCUACCAGGACGACCCAGACUGGGAAGAGGCCACGGAAAUCGGCAGCCCCAGAACUUCGCCAAACGCUCGCUCCAGCUCCAUCAUCCGCAGACCGAACAGCAGACCUGGCAGUGCCUACAGAACUCAAUUCACCGAUGUCAGUGACGACUUCGAAACGGCCAACGAGACCAGCGAUGCCGCCUUCGAAACGGCCAACGAGCGCGGAACAGAAACGGAGGACUUCCAGACUGGCGUCGAAGACUUUUCCGGCGAUGACGACGAUGACACUGAGACCGAAACCGAGAGUCCGUCUAAGGGUCGUGACCUGCGGUCCCAGGCUCUUGCCAUGUCCGGUGGCCGAGACUCAUACGACAGCACUGCGUCUACCUCGGCCGACGAGGAUGAGGAAUACAUCGAGUAUAGGACACCGACGUCACAACAUUCGCAUCAGCGCAUGCGUGUUAGGCUCAGCCGAGGUAUCAUCAACCGCCAGUCAAGACAGUUGAGCGAGGAGCCGAGCUUCCAGGGCAGCCCUGCCAGUGCUGCCACAGAUAGCGCUGCAGGAACGCCUCAUGCCGGCGGCCAGAGCUUGUUCGCAGAGCUUGCCGAUCUUGACAACAGCGACGCCGAGUCUGGUGGGGAUACGCCCAACCGCUCAAGGUCCGCCACUGGCGACUCUACAGCAUCCGUCCCUACCUUGCCUCGUGAUACGGUCGACAGCAGCAAUAUGACGGACCCUGUUAAGAAGACCGCAGCCUCCAGACCCAUGAUGGUCGACAGUGGUAUGAUGACGGAGCCCAUGACCGAGUUGCCUUUCUUCUCAGCACCUAGCGCCGUUCAUGAGGAUGGAGAUGUGUCUCUGGGGUCCGUGUCGGCCGCUCAGCAGGUGUCACGCCACCUAUCGGUUGACGAUGCCGAUGCUAACAGCAGUCAUUCCCGCCCGCUGUCGACAAUCUCCUACAGCGACGCAGGUGCCCAGUAUGAUGUUGACAUGGAUGAGAAGUUGGCGCAGUUCCCGAUGCCACCAUCUAGUCUCGACAACUACAUCCCGCCGCCGCCGCCUGAGCUCAGCCUCUCCUCCAUCGAUGCACAAGACAUUGAACCCGUCGUCGAGCUCGAGACACCUCCUCCUGCACCGCCUCAGCUCACCAUUACGUCCUUGCUUUCUGAAGCUGUUGAGCCCAAGGCAGAGCCCGAGAUUGUGCUGCCUGCACCCGUCUUGGCGUUCACGCCUCUUGUCUCAGAGGUUGUUGAGCCAAAGGCCGAGCCCGAAGUGCCACUCCCGACGCUGACCAUCUCGACUUACUUGUCAGAGGCGGUCGAGCCUGUUGCUGAGCCAGAGGUGCCGCCUCCCAUCCUCAGCCUCUCGGCCCUUCAUGCCCACAACCUCGAGCCCGUGACUGAGCCCGAGAUACUCCCGCCGACGCUCACCUUGUCGGCCUUGCACUCCCACAACCUCGAGCCUGUGGCCGAGCCCGAGACGCCGCCCCCGACUCUCACUCUUUCGGCGCUGCACGCUCACGACUUGGAGCCGGUAGCUGAGCCAGAGGUGCCGCCUCCGGCUCUCAGUCUCUCCGCUCUACACUCGCACAACCUUGAGCCGGUCGCUGAGCCCGAGGUCGCGCUUCCCGUGCCCGAUCUCACCUUGUCAGCUCUGGUGUCCGAAAACAUCGAGCCCAAGGAAGACCCGGAACAGUCUCGGGCACUUGCAACCAUCCCUGCUCCUAUCCCGGUACCAGUACCGGCACCGUCAUUGCCGACCCUUACCCUGUCUUCAAUCGCGUCCGAGACCGUGGAGCCGAGGGAAGAGCCAGAGAUCCCUGUUGUUGCGCCCACCCUCAGCCUUUCAGCGAUCGCGACGGAACACGUCGAGCCCAAGGCUGAGCCCGAGAUUGUUUCUCCGGCGCCCGUCCUCAGUCUCUCAGCUCUUCACUCUCACGACCUUGAGCCAAGAGCAGAGCCUGAGGUAUUGCCCCCCACUCUUAGCCUCUCGUCCAUCGUGGCGGAGGGCGUUGAGCCCAAAGCGGAGCCGGAGAUUGCCCCCAAGAUACCGACUCUCACAUUUUCGCUUAUUGCGGCUGAGAAUAUUGAGCCGAACGCGGAACCCGAAGUGGUUGCCCCCGUACCUGUUCUCAGCCUUACGCCAAUCUCCUCUGAGGACAUUGAACCGAAGGCCGAGCUUGCGCCAUCGCUCACCUUGUCUUCUAUCACAUUUUCGGACGUUGAGCCUCUCGCGGAGCCGGAGGUGCUCCCACCGGCACCGCCCGCUCUCAGCCUGUCCUCCAUCUCGUCUGAGAACAUCGAGCCCAAGGCCGAGCCUGAGAUUCCGGCACCUCUUCCUGCUGUUCUUGCAUACUCCGAAAUUCGCUCGGAGCACGUCGAGCCUCUUGCUGCACUUCUCCCUCCGCUAGGGUUCUCCUCCGUUCUGUCUCAGCACGUAGAACCUGUCGUCACGCCGGAACUUUUGGCGCUCAAGCCCAGCUUCGCUUUCUCCACCAUCGAGUCGAUUGAGACGCAACCCAUUUCGCCUAGAAGCCCGAAGAGAGAUGCCUUUAUCCUCCCUCGCGACAACACGGAUUCUUCCCAUGGUGACAAGGAUGCGCCACGGACGCCUUCUAGAAAUGCUCUGAUGAGCUCCGUCUUCGGCCGGAACAAGGGCAAGGCAGACAGCACCAUCAUCGCGGAGGAUGAGACCAGACAAUCGCCGAGCGAAACUCGUCUGUCCGAGACUCCCGAGUCCCAGCGGCCGUUCAAGGAUAUUUCAACCAACGCCAACAACCGCGCUGCGCGCAAGCCAGCGAUUCCCAUGUCUGACUCUGGCGCCCAGACUGCUUUGACUUCCGAGGCGAUCGAAGAGAUGCUCCUCUCAAAGAGCAAGGCCGGCACUUCCGACAAGUCGCUGUCGAGCUUCGGAACCCCGAGCACCCCCGGCACCGUCCGCAUCCACCGUCCGUCCCAUGAUAGUUUUAGCAGCUUCGCCACCGAGAACAAGAUGGAUACAGGGUUCAAAAGACCAGGCAGUGCCAGCAGCAACCUCGUGUCUACCGGGUCACUUCCUCCUCUGCCCUCCAACCACAAGGAGGCUAUCGAAGCUGCGAGAACCGGGUCUUCGCAUGGAAGUGCGGUUAUGGGCCCUCCUUUGUGGCCCGCCUCCGCGAUGAGAAACCAGCGGCCACAGACUCCCAACGGCGCAAGGCCACAGUCCCCGCUGUCAAUCUCCACAUCGGUGAAUGCCGCCCCUUCUGUUCGUGUUUCGCGGGCUGGCGCGCCUUACGGUGCCGCCGAGAUUCACUCUCCGACCAAGCUGUCGACCAUGAGCAGGCACUCUUCGGUGUCCUCGUUCGUUUCUGAAAUCGACCACCGGUUCAACCCCCACGCCGAGGUGGCCGCGGCGAGUGGCUUUGGCCCCAAUACCGAUCCUCGCAUGAUCCAGGCCAUCACACAGACCAUGAUUGGCGAAUACCUGUGGAAAUACACCCGCAAGACCGGCCGCGGAGAACUGUCGGACUACAGACACAGGCGUUACUUCUGGGUCCACCCGUACACCCGGACUUUGUACUGGAGCGACCGUGACCCGGCCACUGCCGGGCGGUCCGAGCUUCGCGGGAAGAGUGUGCCCAUCGAGGCCGUCCGCGUGGUGACCGACGACAACCCCAUGCCGCCCGGCCUCCACCGUAAGAGCUUGAUCGUCAUCUCCCCCGGCAGAACCAUCAAGUUCACCUGUACGACUGGCCAGCGCCACGAGACGUGGUUCAAUGCCUUGUCAUACCUCUUGCUUCGCACAACCGACGAAGGACAGUCCGACGUCGAGGAGAUGGCUGGCAACCUCACGCAGGCCGAUGUGGAUGAAUUUAACCCUCAGCUUGGUAGUCGCGCCAGCUCAACGGCGCGCCAGAGGCCUACGCCGUCUCUGUCAUCAUACAAUUCACGGACUACCCGCAACCAGUCCCCGGCAGUCGGCAUGUCGAUGAACCCACCGACUCUGACCCCGACCAAGCACGAAGCCCAGGCCCAGAGACCUCCUAUGGGGACGCUGGGUAGGAUCAGUGGCUACUUCGGCACCUUUUCGAGCCUGAGAAGUCGCUCCGGGGUUAUUAGCCCCAGCAUCUAUGAGGCCAGCGAGGUGCACGACAGUGCUGAGGACCUCCGGGAGAUUAUCGAAAAACAAGACCGAGAGGCCGACAGACUGGAGAACGUGCGCGCGUGCUGCGAUGGCAAGCAUGAUGUUGGCACCCUCCACCACCACUCUAAGCGGAGUCGGCCUUCUGGCUCUCAUUCUCGCUCGCACUCCAACUCUCAUUCUGGACCCUCUGCGUCUACGCCGUUGACCACCUUGAAGUCACGAGCAUAAGCUGGCGCUCGAUGGGCCCCACCGCCGUCUCCGCGCGGUCGUCGAGGAGCAGCCUCAAGUUAAAUAUACACCAAUGAAGGCACCCUUGCAAUCCACUCGCUACGCCGAAAUUUGGCCUCGUGGGAGACUCUCCCCAUCCACGAAGAAUUCGCUCUCACGCAACGGAUCACGAUGUCCAUGACAACCAUCUCCUUGUUGUCUUUGCCUAGGAUGCCCUGCGCCCCGCAAGAGCCCAGGCCCCUUCUCCUUCCGUUUUGGACCUAAUCUAUCAUUUACGACUGCAUCCAGGACCCCUGCGUCCUCACGACGACAAAUAUUUCUUUUCGCGUUCUGCCUGUCUCGAUUAUAGCCACUAGGCACCGGUCAACCAUUGCCAGAUCACGUUGUCUGGAUGAUUGCUAAGCAUCCUUUUUUUCGGCCGCGUUGUUUUCUUUGCUACCG
Colletotrichum navitas is the source of this 6332-nucleotide messenger RNA. Its product is annotated as PH domain-containing protein. Gene Ontology annotation, cellular component: mitochondrion; cell cortex. Gene Ontology annotation, molecular function: tubulin binding; phospholipid binding. The record is from RefSeq and is a predicted model, not a curated record. NCBI's taxonomy places the organism in Eukaryota, Fungi, Ascomycota, Sordariomycetes, Glomerellales, Glomerellaceae. Gene Ontology annotation, biological process: microtubule cytoskeleton organization; maintenance of protein location in cell cortex. The coding region runs from base 93 to 5891 and encodes 1932 amino acids. The transcript is spliced from 3 exons.